CGCACACACACAUGCACUGUCUAGCUGGCUGGUUGUCAAAAAACUACAGAGUGGUUGUUGUGUUUGGUUGUCUAAAAACAUUCUUUAUUUUUUGCGAAGAAGAGGAAUUCAACAAAUAAUGGCAGCUGGAACAUUUUCUCGGCUAACCUCUGCUGUGUUACAGUCUGGUUGCAAAGCGAGUGGUGUUCUUGGACUGGGGAAGAAACGAGUUUGUGUUGCGGCAAUGCAUGGAAAUAUUGCUGGACAAUCAGACCCUAAGCAGACCUCCUUUGUCGGCAAACACUUCUUGACCCUCCGAGAUUUCAACAAACAUGACAUCGAGCAGCUACUGUGGACGGCAGCGGACCUGAAGGAGAGGAUCAAGAUGGGUGGGGAGAUUUACCAGCCUCUUGUGGGUAAAGCAGCCGCCUUGAUCUUUGAGAAGAGAAGUACAAGGACGAGGAUGUCAUCAGAGACGGGUUUUGCAGCCCUGGGAGGCCAUCCAUCUUUUCUUACUCAGAAUGAUAUACACCUUGGAGUCAAUGAGUCACUGAGAGACACAGCCAGAGUCCUGUCAGGCUUUGUAGAUCUGAUAUUCGCCAGGGUCUAUCGUCAUGAGGACCUGAUUACAUUAACAGAGGAGGGCUCUGUGCCAAUAGUUAACGGCUUGUCAGAAAUCUAUCAUCCAUUGCAGUCAUUAGCUGAUAUGUUAACAUUACAGGAGCAUUAUGGGUCACUGAGUGGGCUGACGUUAGCCUGGGUUGGUGAUGGAAACAAUAUCAUCCAUUCUAUCAUGAUGGCAGCACCACGCCUAGGAAUCAACCUCAAGUUGGCCACGCCUAAGGGCUAUGAAAUCUUUCCUGAGGUGAUGGCAGAUACAGUCAAGUUCGCCAAGGAGGCAAACACUGAGGUUUUUGUCACCAAUGACCCAAUGGAAGCCUGUCACAACGCAGACAUCGUUGUUACUGACACUUGGAUUAGCAUGGGCCAGGAAGAAGAGAAGGUUGAGCGCUUGAAGGCUUUCAAAGGUUAUCAAGUCACAAAGAAGAUGACGGAUGUGAUGGUGAAGGAUUGGACCUUUCUCCAUUGCCUGCCAAGAAAACCGGAAGAGGUUGACGAUGAGGUGUUUUAUAGUAAAAACUCCCUUGUGUGGCCAGAGGCGGAAAACAGGAAGUGGACUGUCAUGGCUGUUCUACUUUCCCUGCUGAAGGAUCACACUCCCUCGACUCCUAAACCAUCUUUCUAAGGACAAGACAGGGUAUGUCUCUAAUUGGUCAGUAUCCCUGGGCUGUGUCCAACACGGCUGAAAAUUGCAAUUCUUCAGCAAUUUUAUUCUUUCAAAUAAUAAAUGUAUAUUUUUGCGCUGGAAUGUCUCAUUGGAUCAGAGAUCAUUAUCUGUAAUUGCAGUUGAAUAUUACUUUAUUUGUCUCAACUAGUAAAACUAUAAACCUCUUUUGCAAUUUUCAGCCUACCUGUCUGAAAAAAAAACUAUACUGAAAUUAGCGUUAAAGUUGGAUUGAACAAAGACAAAUUUAAUACUAACUUUGAACUUGCCAUCUCCAGAUUAACGUGCUAGCCACUCUAACCAACUGAGCUAUUUAACAAAUAAUUAAUAAUGUUUGUAAUACAGGGUACUGCUAUGGUGAAUGGACUAGUAUAAUAGUUAGCGUAAAAGUUGAGAUCAUUCAAUCAUGCCAAAAUUGAAGUCAGCUCAACAUUUAUAUAACUAGAUAUAUAUUUGUGACAUCUCGGUUCAAAGGUUCAAAGUUUCAAAGGUGCAUGUGUAGUUAUUGUGUUGAUUGAACCGAUUGAAGAAGCAUUAAUGUAUUCAGUAUUGGAAGAGA
Molecule: messenger RNA, 1823 nt
Organism: Asterias rubens (European starfish)
Lineage: Eukaryota; Metazoa; Echinodermata; Asteroidea; Forcipulatida; Asteriidae
Product: ornithine carbamoyltransferase, mitochondrial-like
Exons: 9
Coding region: 119-1225 (368 amino acids)
Biological process (GO): L-citrulline biosynthetic process
Cellular component (GO): mitochondrion
Molecular function (GO): amino acid binding; ornithine carbamoyltransferase activity
Source: RefSeq, a predicted model, not a curated record